UGACAGCUCGGGUAAGAACAGGAAGAAACGUUCAGUGGCGUACAGCCGUGUAAAUAGUGAACAGAGGAUGCUAGGUGUGGAACCCGACAAAAGGGCGGCUGCUGCUGGCUGACUGGAGCCAGGAUGAGACCUCCUCCCGUACCGGGAGUUUUACGUUUUUUGCCGCUGCCUGAGAGCCUGUAGCCAUGGAUGAACAAGGCUCCAACAACACCUCCUUCCUCAACUACGAGGAUCUGGAGACCUACCUGAACCGGCACAACUCCAAGUUCAUCUGGCUGCUCGUUGCCACCAUUCUGUCCUGUGGAUGGAUCAUCUAUUUAACUUAUUACAACUCUCGCAACAUUGGCCUCUUCCUCACCCUCAUCAUCAACCGACUUUACAAGGGAGGCUACAUUCACAUCGGUUCGUUCUCCUUUUCUGUGCUGUCGGGGAAAGUCAUGUUCAGAGACGUUUACUACAUCAACCAGGACAUGUCCAUCAGGAUCCAGGAUGGCUUCCUCAUAUUUCGCUGGUGGAAAAUGUAUAACCCAAAACAAAAGCAGCAUGAUCCCAAAGCGGAGACGAGGCUGUUUGUGACGGUGAACGGCUUCGAGUUCCAUGUCUACAACCGGACCGACCUGUACGCCCGGCUGCAGGAGACGUUCGGCCUGGAGCCCACGCUGCUCAGCACCCGGCGGGACGAGGAGAAGGGCCCGGAGCCACGGAACCACGACCAGAACCAGGCUCUGGACAGUGUGAACAUCCAGACGGAGAGUCCCGAGCCGUCGUCGUCAUGGCGAUCCCUCAUCCCAGUGAUCAAGCUGAACAUCAGCACUGGCCGCCUGGCGUUCGGGAACCACCACCUGCCUCAGACGCUGUGUGUGAACUUCGAGGACGCCUUCCUGACCUACGCCACCAAGCCGCCGUCCAGCCACCUGGACCAGUUCAUGCACAUCGUCAAAGGGUCGCUGGAGAACGUGCGCGUCAUGCUGGUUCCCAGUCCUCGCUACUUGGGCCUGCAGAACGACGAGCCUCCCAGACUGAUGGGCGAGGGCUUUGUGGUGAUGCAGUCCAACGACGUGGACAUCUACUACUACCAGGAUGAACCCGGCCUGGUCCCCGUGGAGCAGGACGAGUCGGAGGAGGCUGAGACGAGCAGUGAGGACGAUAAGCUGCAGGACCUCCCUCCAUGUUGGGGUCUGGACAUUGUCUGUGGAAAGGGGACAGACUUUAACUACGGGCCGUGGGCCGACCGCCAGAGGGACUGUCUCUGGAAGUUCUUCCUGCCGGCCGACUACCAGGCCAUGAAGGUGAGCGAAGUGGCCCAGCCAGGAAAAGCCCGGCAGAUCCAAGCCUUCGAGCUUCGCAUGAACAUCAUCGCUGACGCCACCAUCGAUCUGCUCUUCACCAAAAACAGGGAAACCAAUGCCAUCCAUGUGAACGUAGGCGCCGGCUCCUACCUGGAAGUCAACAUCCCCAUGACUGUGGGAGAGAAUGGCUACUCCCCCACCAUCAAAGGCCAGCUGCUGCACGUGGACACCACCAGCAGCAUGCAGUACCGGACGCUGCUGGAGGCCGAGAUGCUGGCGUUCCACGUGAUCGCCAGUUACCCCUGCGUGUGGAACAUGCCCCAGUCCUGGCAGUGCGAGAUUGAGGUCUACAAGGCCACGUACCACUUCAUCUACGCCCAGAAGAACUUCUUCACAGAUCUGAUCAAGGACUGGGCGAGCGACAGUGCGCCGGAUAUUUACUCCUUUGUGCCAUAUUCCUGGAAGUUUAAGAUCUUAUUCCACCAGUUUGAGAUGAUUUGGGCGGCGAACCAGCACAACUGGAUCGACUGCUCCACCAAGCAGCAGGAGAACGUGUACCUGGCGGCCUGCGGCGAGACGCUCAACAUUGAGUUCACGCUUCCUUUCACCGAGUUCGUCCCCGCCACCUGCCACACCCGCUUCAGCCUGAGGGCUGAGGACACGGACAUGCGGCUGUCGCUGCCGGAGUGCCACCCCAGCCGCUACCCGCUGCUCACCGUGGCCAAGGACUACCAGAGCGUCAAGCACCCUGGCGACGGCGCGGCGUCCGGAGACGGCCACGGAGCCCCGUCCUCCAAAACCAGCAAGCCGCGCUGGAGGAACGUCACCAUAGCAGAGGCCGGCUGGGUGGACUGCUGGAGCGUCCCAAACUUCCUGCUCAUCAUCGACUACACCUGGCAUCCCAUCUACCCCCAGAAGGCGGACGAGCAGCUCAAGCAGUCGUUCUCAGAGAUAGAGGAGUCCAUGCUGUCGGCGAUCCGCCCCCCCGACCAGGGUGCAGCACCACGAUUACCCUGCGGUCCCACCCCAGCCGCGCGGCUCCCCGCCGACCCGUCGGACCUGCCGCCCGACCGGCUGCAGGUGGAGAUGGAACUGUCUCCGGACUCCCAGAUCCUCCUGUAUGGGCCUAUGUUGCGUGCCCUCAUCGCCAUCAAGGAAAACUACUUCGGGGAGGACGACAUGUACACGGACUUUGAGGAGGCCGUGUCCAGCCCGGUGCCGUCCUUGGUCACUUCAUCGGGCCUCGGCUACACUUCGACUCCUGGAGUGGGGGACGGCGAUCACGGCCACCCCCUGGACCUGCGGCCCUGGGAUAUCACCGUACUGAUCAACCUCUACAAGGUCCACGGCCGGCUGCCAGUGCACUGCAGCAGUGAAGGUCCAGAAGGCCCAUCCGGCUUCCUGGAGCGCCUCUGCUUCGAGAUGAAGAAAGGCUACAAGGAGACGAUGCUGCAGAUGAUCCUGUCGCCCAUUCACAUCUUCGUCAGCGACAACUACCAGCGCCCCACGGCGGACGGCAUGCUGAGAGACGGACAUCUGAGUCUGUCCGGGCUGCAGAUGAGGGCGCACGCCAUGUUUUCGGCUCAGGGCCUCCCUCUAGGCAGCGACACGCUGGAGUACGCCUGGCUCAUCGACAUGCAGGCCGGGGCACUGACCGGCAGGGUCACGCUUCCUCAGCUGGGUAGCAUGGUUGAGUGGGCAGAGACGUUCGUUUUCCACGUGGUUUCCAGAGAGUUCCAGCUGGAGCAACCCAAACCCUCCAUCAUCUGCCAGCAUGGCGUGGACCGCCGCAUCUGUGCCAACAAGCUGGGCCGCCUGCCCGGCCACUGCCGCACCUCAGAGGAGCUGAAGUACACCAUGACCCGUCUGGCGCUGGACGGAGUCGACCUCUUCGUCGUGGAGCAAGGCUGCGCUGCCAGUGUCAAGACGGCUGCAGUCCGGGUUUCCACCUGCAACCUGCACAACCAGGCGGUGGGGGAGGGCAUCAGCGCCGUGGUGCAGGACGUCAACAUACGGCAGUACAUCGAGCAGCAGCAGCCGGGUCAGGGGCAGCCUCCCCUGCUGCGCCGCUCCGUCUGGCUGGAGGCGGGCUCGGUCAACCUCAACCUCAUCACGGCAGACAUCGCGUUGGCGGCCGACCACCCGGCCAAGUGUGACGUCCAGAGACACUUCCUGGAGCUGCAUGAUGCGCAGACCAGAAGGCUCUGGUUUCUGUGGCCCGAUGAUGCAAGCUGUAAGCCUCCAGGUGCCCCAGCGCUCCCACAGCUCCGCCUCCUCCUCCGAGGAACCAACAUGGGUCUGGACCUCAGGCUGCCCCUGCUGGCAGACUCACCGCCCUCCUCUUCCAGUGCCGAGUCCGACAUGAGCUACGGCCAGUCGCUGCUGCAGCCCACCGAGUGGAUCGUCACAAAGGAGAUGCCCAAAGUGGACGGUGCUGCUGUAACAGGCGUGCUGGGCGACGUCCCCGAGGCGUCCCCGCUCUCCCCCGGCUCCCAGGACCUCGCCGCGGUGCGCUCGCCGCUCUGUUCGCCGCUGCGCCGCCAAUCUUCAGUCCAUUCGGGUCGGCUGGGCAGCACCAAGAGCCUGUCGGCCGCCGUGUUCACCGACAAGCCACCGGCCGCGCUGACCUCCGCCGGCGGCGGCGUAGGCGUCCAAUUCAGCAGCGAGGUCUCACGUAGCGACGAGAACGUCCUGGACUCGCCCCGGCAGCGGCGCAGCUACGGCUCGUUCCCCUUCACGCCGUCGGCCGACUCCAACACCUUCCACCAGUACCGCUCGGCCGACUCCAGCAUGUCGGUGGCCGAGAGCGAGGCCUACUUCUCCGCCACCGAGGACUUCGAGCCGAUCAGCAGCGCCGACGAGGGACCCGGCACGUACCCAGGCCGCAAGAAGAAGCGGCGGCAGCAGAUGCAGCAGCCGCAGCAGCCGCCGUACCGCAUGGAGAGCUACAGCCGCAGCUCCAUCUACCACAGCGUGGAGGGGCCUCUGACCUACGUCCUGAACGGGGAGCUGAUCACGGAGCCCCGCCCCCCGCCGCCGCCCCAGCCGCUGGCCGCCCACCCGUCCCAGGCCUCCUUCGUGUCGGCGCUGGCCAUGGAGGAGGAGAGUUCUGUGGAGGUGGAGAAGACGGCCGAGCCCGGCCUGGUGACCCGGCAGCCUCACGUCAUGGCCUGCUACCAGAACUACCUGGCCCACUACCAGGUGUCUAACUGGUCCAUCAAGCAGCCGACCAACAAGAGAACCUCCAAAUCAUCUCUGCACCGGCCGCUGGACCUGGACACACCCACCAGCGAGGAAAGCUCCGCCUCCUUCGACCAGCUGGCCGUGCCCGGCUUCAAGGUGAUCAAGCCGGGCCUGUCAGCCACCUCCCUGCUGGACCGCGGGCUCCAGCUGAUGGGCGACAACACCAGCACCCCGUACACGCCGCUGGAUAAAAGAGCCAUGGAGAACACGGACGAGGACACGACGACGGACGACUGGUCGCUGGAGCAGCCGCUGGCUCAGACCAGAACCACGGCCAUCGUGGAGGUGAAAGGCGCCGUCAACGUGGUUCUGACGCCGCUGGUGGCCGAGUCCCUGGACAGAUACAUCGAGUCCAUGGUCCACUUCGCCAGCAUCCGGCACCCAGCGGCCAUCUUGGACGACCUGCACAGUAAUGUGCUGAGCGAGGCGUAUCAGAUCAGCAAGUCCACGGUGGCCGAGUCGAGUCAGACGGCCAAGCCGGAGCAGAAGCUGUCCAAGCCGGACGCCACCACCCUGACCUCCAGCGGACAGACGGAGCUGUCCGUCAAGCCCGACAACGUCAAGAUAAAGGGGCUCCAGGCCAACGUCUCCAUCCCAAAGGUGAACCUUUGCCUCCUGCAGGCCUCCGUAGAGGAAAGCUCCCCGUCCGCUAAAUGCGUCCCACACGUGUCUCUGGUGGCGCUGUGCUUCGACCGGAUCGCCACCCAGUUCAGGAUGAACCGGGGGAUCGUUGAGGAGACGCCGAACGUCACUGAAAAUGGCCGACCAUCCAUCAUGUUAGAGAAGUACGCGUCGGCCACCAAGAUGCAGCCGCAGUCGUCCGGGUCGCUGCGCUCCAACGCCGGCAUCGAGAAGGGCAAAGAGAUCGCCGCUAGGCUGAACGUCCACCGGAUCCACAGCCAGCUGCGCGGACUGGACUCCACAGAUGUGGGGACAUUCGCCAUCACCGCCAUCCCGUUCGAGAAGUCCAAGGUUCUGUUCGGCCUGGAGGACCUGGACGAGUUCUCCCUGGUGGACGAGACAGACGGCCAGGCGGCGCCGAGCGACCCGACUCGCACCACUGCCUCGCUGGAGAAAUGGGGCUGGAUCAUGUUUGAAUGCGGCAUCGAGAACCUCACUGUCAAAGGCGGCCAUCAGUCCGGCGCCGUCCUCUACAAUGCCUUUGGCGUCAUGGGACACUUGGACGGCGGCGGGAAGACCGGGACCGGCAAAUCCAACGGCUCCACAGGAUCCCAGACCGGAAGCGGCUACAGCACCGACGUUUCCGACGACAACCUGCCCAACGACGUCAUCAGCCCCAACUCUGACGCCAACGACAACUCAGACUCGGACGAGCAGGAUGAAGGCGUGGAGUCUGACGACCUGAAGAAAGAUCUACCCCUGAUGCCGCCGCCGCCCGACUCCAGCAGCAUGAAGCUAACCAUCAGGGAGAUCUGGUUCAGCUUCGCUGCUCCCACCAACGUCCGCUCAGCCUCCCAGACCAUGUCCAGGCAGCUGAACCUGCUCAGUACCGCCACCCCGGCCAUCGGCGCCUGGCUCGUCCCCAUCGACCAGCUCAAGUCGUCGCUACGGAAACUGGACAUGGAGGGAACACUACGCGUCUGCGCUGUAAUGGGCUGCAUCAUGACGGAGGCUCUGGAGAAGAAGAGCAUCCACAUCCCAAUCCGCAGCAAGUACAACCGGGUGACGAAGCGCGCCCGCUACCUGCACGAGAACCCGUCCUGCAUGCUGUGCAACAUCCUGCACCGCUACCUGCAGCAGGCCGACUACGCCGUCAUCGAGGAGGCCACCAUGAACGACGGUGUUCCGGCCCUGGUGACGCUGAAGAAGGGUCUGGUGGCUCUGGCCCGACAGUGGAUGAAGUUCAUCGUUGUGACUCAGGGCUUCAAGGCCAUCGGCCUGAUGGGACCCAGCCAGAUCGCCAAGCCCAAAGAGGCUCAGCAGAACCAGCCCGACCCGGUCCUGGGCCUGGAUAACGGCGCCGCGCUGCACAGCGACACCAGCGCCGAUGGAGCAGAGUUUGAGUUUGACGCAGCCACAGUGAGUGAACACACCAUGCUGCUGGAAGGAGCCUGCAGUCGCCCCCCGCCCAAGGAGGCCAGCACCGGCCCGGUCAGCGGCGUCGAGAUCAUGAGGAAGCUUUCCAAGUCCCACACACACAACGAGUCUGCCCACAGGAUAAAGGGUUCGCAUCCCUACCAGUCGCUGAGCUACACCAGCGGCGACACGGCGGCCGACUCACCGGCCCAUGUGAGCCGCGCCGGCGGGCCGCCAGCCAGGGACAGCCCGCGCAAGGAGAGCCUGCUGAGCAACCUGACAGGCAGCUUCCGCAGCCUGCACAACCUGCUGGAGGGAACGCCGCAGCGGAGCGACACGGCCGCCGCCGCCGCCGCCAAGAGUGGCUCCCUCACACGCACAGGGACGGACAUGCUGACUGAACAUCCGCUGCUGUCUGAACCGUCCUCCGUCAGCUUCUACAACUGGAUGUCCAACGCCGUGGGGAACCGGGCCGGCGCCGCAUCCCACGACUCCCCACUCAACCGCUUCCAGCCAGGCGGAACCUGCACCCUGCCCACCAUCCCCUCAGCGUCGGACUUCAACACGGUUCUGUCCAGCGACCAGAACACACUGGAUGGGACGCACUCCCAGCACAGCACCAGUCAGGACGACCUGGUGGACGUGGAGGAGGGGAACCAGUGUCCUGCUGCCGUGCAGCUGGCCGACGCUCAGGUUGUCUUCAAGCCCUUGCUGAACUACAUUGGCAUCCAGGCGCAGGACGCCACUCCCCUGAGCUACAAGAUGUACUUUGGAGAACAUUUGUCGUUUUCGGGCAACCUGGAGUGUCUGCGAGCCGACAUUGUGGACUCAGAUACGACCAAGGAGCGGAAAAAUAAAAAGUCCAGGAGGCAGGGCACAGUCAACCUUCCCCCGCUGGAGUUCAAGCCCGCCCUGCUAAUCGAGACCUUCAGCGUCAAUGCCGUGGUGAUUGAGAAGUCCGCCAGCGCCCCCCAGGGGGCGCCGCUCUCCUUCCACGACCUGAACCGCCGCCACUACAACACCUUCCACUGCGACUUCACCACGGCCUGCCAGGCCAUCAGCCAGCGCGUCGACAUGGCGCUGGUGCGCCUCAUCCACCAGUUCAGCACCAUGAUCGACGACAUCAAGGCCACGCAGACUGACAUCAAGCUGAGCCGCUACACCGCCGGCUCCACCUCCCCCACCCCCACCUUCAGGGCCCGCCCCUACCGCCACAUCCUGUCCUCCGACUUCAGCCGCAGCUCCCGCGGCAGCCUGAACGGCGCGGGCCGCGGCGCCACGCAGACGCUGAAGAGCAAGAGAGCAGGAGGAGGGCCGCCUUCCAACGGGCCGCCCUCCAGCAUCGACACGCUGGGGCGGCGAGAACCCCGAGGACGCAGCUCGCUGGGGCGCUCGGAGCGCCGCACCUCCAAGGUAUCCAGAAAGGGCUCCCGGGACGUGGCGGACCACAUGCCGAUCCAGAUGGACGACUCGGACUCCAUCACAGUGUCGGAGCAGAGCGAGCCGUCGGCAGAGUGCUGGCAGAACAUGUACAAGCUGCUCAACUUUUACUCCCUGAUCUCCGACCCGACCGGCAUCCUGGAGAAGAGUUCACCGGAGAACUGCAUCUCAGAGGGUGGGUGGCGCCCGUCGGAGUCGCUCUGUAAGGUCAUCUUUGAGAACGAGAACGAGCAGCCAGCGACGCCUGGCAGGCCGCCCGGGGCGGCAGCGGCAGGUGGGCGGCGGCGCAGCCUGGUGAGCUGCGAGCCGCAGCACGUCACCCUGAUCGUGUUCGGCAUCGGCAUGGUGAACCGCACUCACCUGGAGGCCGACAUCGGCGGCCUGACCAUGGAGGCGGAGCUUAAGAAGAUCCACGGGUCGUUCACACUGAAGGAGAAGAUGAAGGAUAUUCUCCACCAGAAGAUGACGGAGACGUGCGCGUCGGCUCACAUCGGAGGAGUGAACAUCGUUCUGUUGGAGGGAAUCACGCCGGACAUUCAACUGGAGGACUUCCCCACGUCUCCCACCAGCACGGCUAAGCAGGAGUUUCUGACCGUCGUCAAGUGCACCAUCGCCAAGUCGCAGGCGCUGUACAGCGCCCAGCGGGGCCUGAGGACCAACAACGCCGCCGUCUUCAAGGUGGGCUCCAUCAUGAUCAACAUCCCGCAGCAUCCGGCCACGCUGCACAGCAUGAUGGUCCGCAGCUCCCACCAGCUCUCCAAGCAGAUCUCCGACCUCAUCCGCCAGCCCGCCAACGCCCAACCGAACCGUGAGGACACGCCGACCCCCCAGCCGCCGGACAAGGCGUCCAGCAUCAACCAGACGCCGGUGGAGGCCAACGAGUUCCCCCAGCUGCCGGAGGGCCUGGAGAAAAAGCCCAUCGUCCUCAAGUUCAGCGCCAUGAUGGACGGCAUCACCAUCGGCGCCGCCCUGCUGCCCUCGCUCAAAGCAGAGUACAAGAUGGGGGCGGUGAAGAGCCACGGCAUGACAGGAGCUCAGACGAGCUUCACCUUCGAGCUGCCGAACCACAAGCUGUGCUUCCAGUCCAAGGUGUCCCCAGUGGACAUGUCCACCAUGUCCCCGUCCGCCAGCCUGUCCCUGCCGCCCAUCACCAUGUCGGGGGAGUACAUCAUGGAGGACCACGAGAGCCACUCCGACCAGAGCUGGGCCCCCGACGACUUCCCGGCCAAGCAGGGCAACUACCUGCAGGGCAACUACCUGCGAUGCGUCGCUGAGAUCGGCUCGUUUGAACACAACCUGACGACGGACCUGCUGAACCACCUGGUGUUCCUGCAGAAGGUCUUCAUGAAGGAAGUCAACGAAGUCAUCCAGAAGGUUUCAGGAGGCGAACAGCCGAUCCCUCUGUGGAACGAACCUGACUCGUCCACGGACGCAGACAAGCCCAAGAUCCUGCUCUACUCCCUCAGCCUGAUGUUCAAGGGGAUCCAGAUGACGGCCACCACGCCGUUGAUGCGGGCCGUGCGCUUCGAGACGGGCCUGAUCGAGCUGGAGCUGUCCAACCGGAUCCAGUGCAAGGCUCAGCCCGGAGGCAGCAGCAGCUACCUGAAGCUGUUCGGCAAGUGCCAGGUGGACCUGAACCUGGCGCUGGGGCAGAUCGUCAAGCACCAGGUUUACGAAGAGGCCGGCUCAGACUUCCAUCAGGUGGCGUACUUCCGGACCCGGAUCGGUCUGAGGAACGCGCUGCAGGAGGAGAUCAGCGGCUCGUCGGACAAGGAGGCGGUUCUGAUCACUCUGAACCGGCCCAUCGUGUUCGCUCAGCCGGUGGCGUUCGACAAAGCCGUGCUCUUCUGGCUGAACUACAAGGCGGCGUACGACAACUGGAACGAGCAGCGGCUGGCGCUCAACAAGGACAUCCACGUAGCCACCAAGGAGGUGGUGGACAAGCUGCCGGGCAUCCAGCAGACCUCGGCCCAGGCCUUCAGCACCCUGUUCCUGCAGCUCACCGUCAACGACCUGGGCAUCUGCCUGCCCAUCACCAACGCUUCACAGGCCAACCACAGCAUCGACUUCGACACGGGCUCGGCUCUGGUUCUGACCAUCGAGAGCACGCUGAUCACCGCCUGCUCCUCCGAGUCUCUGGUGAGCAAAGGUCACUUCAAGAACUUCUGCAUCCGCUUCGCCGAAGGCUUCGAGACGUCCUGGGACGACUGGAAGCCAGAAAUCCGGGGAGACCUCGUCAUGAACGCAUGCGUCGUCCCUGACGGGACGUAUGAAGUCUGCUCCAGGACCACCGGCCAGCUGUCUGCAGAGAGCAGCAGCGCCGGGACCUGGACGCUCAACGUUCUGUGGAAAAUGUGCGGCAUCGACGUCCACAUGGACCCGAACAUCGGCAAGCGGCUGAACGCCCUGGGCAACACGCUGACGUCGCUGACGGGGGAGGAGGACGCCGACGACAUCACCGACCAGAACUCGGUGAACAUGGGCGACCUGUCGGACGAGGACGAAGCCGACACCAUGUCGCCCACCAUCCACAUGAGCUGUGAGGCGCCGUUCAGCCCCCGGCUGACCCUAAAGAGACGCCUGGUGAACCACAUCCUGGGCCUCAGCCCCAGGCCGCAGAGCGUCUCUGCAGACGGCUCCGACGCCGGCUCCCCGUCCGGGGCCCGGACCCAGAGGCCCCUCUCCUGGGCCUGCGUAUGUAGAACCACUCUGGGUCUGCCGGGUUCACAUGGAGCUUCUGGUCCCAGAAUAGGCGGUUUCGGUUCCCCAGGCAAUGAUGGUGGUGGAGGGUCUUCCAAUCAAUCGCUCAUCAAUCUUCCAAUUGAUCCAGUCGCGUUUCGGGUUUCAGGUGACGUGUUGAUGGGCGUUCGGUUCCGACGGGCUGACGGUCCGCUCUGCUCCCUGCAGGAGAACUUUGACCCCCGGCGGCCGGCGAUGUCCGGCUUGGUGCUGGACGCCCGCGGCAGGAAGGUCACCAAGAGGGUGGUGGACAUCCGGGAGCUGAACGAACAGGCCAAGGUCAUCGACGACCUGAAGAAGCUGGGCGCCAGCGAAGGAACCAUCAACCAGGAGAUCCAGCGCUACCAGCAGCUGGAGUCGGUGGCGGCCCAGGACAUCAGGAGAGACGUCAGGAAGAAGCUGCGCCGCUCCAGCAUGAGGGCCGCCUCCCUGAAAGAUAAGUGGGGCCUCGGCUACAAACCCAGCUACAGCCGCUCCAAAAGCAUCUCGGCGGCGGCGGGCCGGCCGCCUCAGAAACGGAUCGAACGCCAGAGCUCUAAGGUCGGGGAUGUGGAUGAUUUCCCAGAAGUCCGUGUGGACGUGUCGGCUCCUUCGCCUCGCGUCACCUUCAACAUCCAUGACCAGAAUAAAGUUCAGCUUCUGGACUCUGAACGUUCACCUGUCAGCCCAGCAGAGAUAUUCAAGGAAACAAAAUCCACUCUGAUCAGCUCUUCUGAGGAAAGUGACCCUGGUUCACAGCAGAGAGCAGCGGCAGAGUCGCCUGCAGAGCCGCAGCAGGACACAGGGACUCAAACGGCAGGCGGGUCAGGGACAGCCGAGGCGUCGGUCGCUCAGUUUCCCGAGGAGUCCGAGUGCGACCUGUUGUCCAUCACCAUCGACGACUCAUCCCAUCCUCAUCAUCACCUUCACCUCCAUCCUCCAUCCUCUGCGGAGGGCCAGCAGUCAGUGUUCAGUGCCCCCGCCACGCCUGCCGUCUUCUCACCCGUCGUUCCCUUCCAGCACUACGACUCCAGACGCGACGACCUGUCCUCUUCGUCCUCCGAGGACUCUGAGAAGGAGGACGAGUUCGAGAGACCGCCCAGCUACCGCCGGCCGCUCCAUCCGUCCCAUAAGAAGCCGUCGGGCUUCUCGGCCGUCAGCCAGCUGUUCAGCGAACGCUGGCCAGGUACGCCGGGCAGCCGCAGCUUCAGCAGCCCGGCGCCGGAGAAGAACAUCGACUUCGAGCUGGACGUGCGCGUGGAGAUCGACAGCGGGAAGUGCGUCCUUCACCCCACCACUCCACAGUCGGAGCAUGAGGACGUCACCAUGCGCAGGAGCUGCGACCGCAUCCAGAGGAGUCUGGACCAGGAUUCUCCUCCCAAGAAGAAAAAGCUGCAGCCAUCCUACAGCUCCUCCACUCACCUGCUGGCCGGGAAGAAAGGCCCUGCCACCCUGCAGACCAAGUCCAACGACCUGGAGACGACGGUGUUCUACAUCCCCGGUGUAGACGUGAAGCUGCACUACAACUCCAAGACACUGAAGACGGAUUCUCCCAAUGCCUCGCGGGGAUCCUCCCUGCCCCGCACGCUCUCCAAAGAGUCCAAGCUAUAUGGUAUGAAUGAAAGCGGCCCAAACCCGCCCAAUGCUGUCCACUGCAAGACUAACUCGCUCCUACCUCCCCUGCCCCCACCUGUUGUUGCAGCCAAAGGGAAAGGCGUUAGUGGGGUGAAGACAGCCAAGCUGUACGCCUGGGUGGCGCUUCAGACUCUACCGGAGGAAAUGGUCAUCAGUCCAUGUCUGCUUGACUUCCUGGAAAAAGCUCUGGAGACCAUUCCCAUCACGCCGGUGGACCGGAGCUACACAGCCACGGCAACCCAGGAGGAGGACAUGGGUCAGUUCGACUCGGUGGACCCGCUGGAGGAGUCCACCGCCUCGCUGGUCUCCUCCUCCACCUCGGCCUACUCCUCGUUCCCGGUGGACGUGGUCGUCUACGUCAGAGUUCAGCCCUCUCAGAUCCGGUUCAGCUGCCUGCCCAUGUCCAGGGUGGAGUGCAUGCUGAAGCUGCCGUCGCUGGACCUGGUGUUCUCCUCCAACCGCAGGGAACUGGAGACGCCCACAGGAACCAACCCCACAGACGGGCCGCACGCGCCGUCCUCCACCCCGCCGGGGCAACACGGCCCCAAGCUGCCCCCCAGCAGAGCGUCUCCCCAGCUGGGCAGCCCGCUGGGCCGAAGCCGCCACAGCAGCAGCCAGUCGGACCUGACCGGGCCGCCCAGCAACUCGUCCGGCCUGAGCUUCACCGCCUGUAUGUCGGACUUCUCCCUCUACGUGUUCCACCCGUACGGCGCCGGGAAGCAGAAAUCGGCCGUCACGGGCCUGCCUCCGGGCCCGGGCCCGCUUGACGAUGAGCCGUCGUCGGUGACGGGCCGGAAGGACUCACUGUGCAUCAACCUGGAGUUCGUGAAGGUCAGCCUGUCGCGCAUGAGGCGCACCGGAGCGCCGACCUUCAUCGAGAGCUUCGUCUCCAAGGGAGGCAAGAUGGACACCACCCUGAUCAACAUCUCAGCCGUGUGUGACAUCGGGUCGGCUUCCUUCAAGUACGACAUGCGGCGCCUGAGCGAAAUCCUGGCAUUCCCCCGGGCCUGGUACCGCCGCAGCAUCGCCAGGCGCCUCUUCCUGGGAGACCAGACCAUCAACCUGCCGCCCUCGGGUCCCACCACCCCGGACUCGGUAGAGAGCAUCGCCCAGCACCUGUCGCCUGAGUCCAGCCGGAAGGCGUACUGGAGGACGUGGGACGGCGGUUCGGCAGCGACGCAUGCGCCGCACUCGCCCAACGUGUUCUCGGAGCACGUCAACAUGUCGCCCGGCGGCCUGGGCCACCUCAAGUCCCCGGCACCCGGCCGCACCCGCAGCGUGUCCGACUCGUCCGCCCCCAGGACCGAGCCCGUGGCCAAAACUUCGACGCCCGCCUUCGCGAAGAACGGGAAGUUGGCCGGCCAGCAGGGGUCGCCGUGGGAGACGCUGGUGGUUUUUGCCAUCAACCUGAAACAGCUGAUCGUCCAGAUGAACAUGAGCAACGUCAUGGGCAACAACACCUGGACCACCAGCGGCCUGAAGAGCCAGGGCCGCCUGUCGGUGGGCAGCAACCGCGACCGCGAGAUCAGCAUGUCGGUGGGCCUGGGCCGCUCAAAGCUCGACUCCAAGGGCGGCGUGGUGGGCGGCAACAUCGACGUCAACACCCUGGAGAUGGUCGCCCACAUCUCGGAGCAUCCCAACCAGCAGCCCGGCCACAAGAUCCAGAUCACCAUGGGCUCCACGGAGGCGCGGGUCGACUACAUGGGCUCCAGCAUCCUGAUGGGCGUGUUCAGCAACGCCGACCUGCAGCUGCAGGACGAGUGGAAGGUCAACCUGUGUGCGGUGGACAGCAGCCUCUCCGAGAAGAGUGAGAUCUUUGUGCACGGAGACUUGCAGUGGGACGUCUUCCAGGUCAUCAUCUCUCGCUCCACAACGCCUGAUCUCAUCAAGAUCGGCAUGAAGCUCCAGGAGUUUUUCACCCAGCAGUUCGACACCAGCAAGCGGGCGCUGUCCACCUGGGGCCCCGGGCCCUACCUGCCCCCCAAAACGCCCGUCAUCAGCGCCGAGAAAGGAGCUGCGGAGCUCUAUGUGGACGCCGCCCAUCACCGCCACUGGCCCGGCGUGCUGAAGGUUGUCGCCGGCUGCCACAUCUCCCUCUUCCAGACGCCACUCCCCGAAGACGCCGUGCAGCUCGGCGGCUCCAUGAGUCUCCAUGGCAACCACACGACGCUGGCCUGCUUCCACGGGCCCAACUUCCGGUCCAAGUCCUGGGCCCUGUUCCACCUGGAGGAGCCCAACAUCGCCUUCUGGACCGAGGCGCAGAAGAUCUGGGAGGACGGCUCCAGAGACGACUCCACCUACAUCGUGCAGACACUGGACUUCCAUCUUGGACACAACACCAUGGUAACGAAGCCGUGCGGCGCCCUGGAGAGUCCCAUGGCGACCAUCACCAAGAUCACGCGCGGUCGCCACGAGAACCCGCCGCACGGCGUCGCCACGGUGAAGGAGUGGUUCAACUACGUCACCGCCAUGCGGAACAAAGAGCUGAACCUGCUGCGUAACGUGGACUCCAGCAGCGAGCAGAACGGCGAGGCGGCGCGGACCUCCAGCCUGCUCAGCAGCUUCCGGGGUUCGCACGCCUACGACCACGAGACCGAGACCAUCUUCGCCCUACCCAGAAUGCAACUGGACUUCAAGUCCAUCCAUGUGCAGGACGCCGACGAGCCGACACUGAGCGACACCGGCGGUAAGCCGAAGGUGGAGUGCAGCAUGGUGACGGAGUUCACAGACCACAUCUGCGUUACCAUGGACGCAGAGCUCAUCAUGUUCCUGCACGACCUGGUGUCCGCCUACCUGAAGGAGAAGGAGAAAGCGCUCUUCGCCCCGCGGCUGCUGGUCGCCCGGCAGGGCCAGAAGAGCCCCACGGCGCCGCAGGACGACAGCGCCGCGCAGAGCGAACGCGACGACACCGUCAACUACACCGCCGUGGACUGGAGGGAGUUCAUGUGCAACACCUGGCACCUGGAGCCCACCCUCAGGUUGAUCUCCUGGACCGGCAGGAAGAUCGACCCGGUCGGGGUGGACUACAUCCUGCAGAAGCUGGGCUUCCACCACGCCCGCACCACCAUCCCCAAGUGGCUGCAGCGCGGCAUCAUGGACCCGCUGGACAAGGUUCUGUCGGUUCUGAUCAAGAAGUUGGGCGCCGCCCUGCAGGACGAGAAAGACAGGAAGGGGCGGGACAAAGAGGAGCACUGAGGGAGAGACUGGGACCCAACUGGAAACCAAACGGGAUCUAACUGGGAGAUUCGGCUGGAACCCAACAGAGACCUAGCUGAGAUGUAACUGGGACCCACAGGAACAAACCAAUACCCAACUGGGAGAUCCAGCAGAGAUACUACAGGGAUCCAACUGGAAUUGAACUGGGACCCAUCCGGACUGAUUACUCUGACCACUCUUCAUCCAGAACCACGCUGCUGCUGCUAGCAUCAUCAACCUGAUGGACGGUCUAGUUCAUGUAAACACACCUUGGCCUUUUCUUUGUUUCCCAUGGAAGACGAUCAGGCAUGCUUCAUGUAGGAUAGUGACCAUCAGCAGUUGCUCCUCAGACCUCACCAUGAUUGUUUUAAUUCUUUAUUUAUGAGAUGUGGGAACGCUACGUGAUUCUGGUGUUGUAGCUUGGUCCGUUUUUUAAUCCGCAGUAGAACCAAUGUACAUAGAUCCGUUUCUUAAGUGUGUUGAUUUCUUAACGUAAUAAAACCAUUUCCAUUCA
Messenger RNA from Gambusia affinis (western mosquitofish), 16071 nucleotides. Its product is annotated as KIAA1109 ortholog. Bases 186 to 15557 code for a protein of 5123 amino acids. Lineage: Eukaryota; Metazoa; Chordata; Actinopteri; Cyprinodontiformes; Poeciliidae. Gene Ontology annotation, biological process: synaptic vesicle endocytosis. The record is from RefSeq and is a predicted model, not a curated record. The transcript is spliced from 92 exons.